Messenger RNA from Guillardia theta CCMP2712, 1693 nucleotides. RefSeq lists its product as hypothetical. The transcript is spliced from 18 exons. Bases 135 to 1427 code for a protein of 430 amino acids. The record is from RefSeq and is a predicted model, not a curated record. Lineage: Eukaryota; Cryptophyceae; Pyrenomonadales; Geminigeraceae.
GAGGGGGAUUUUGUAGCCAGUGCGCAUGCAGAAACCAUUCUUGGUUUGUUACUUGAAGGAACUCUUGAAAACAAGUCGGAUAAGUCCAUUUUAGUACCUUUCACGGUCUUCAAUCACAAUCGCACGAGUUGAACAUGUCGAAGAAUAAAGGCAGGAGGAGCAGGGAGGACGACGAGGACACGUUUUCAGAUUGCUCCACCAUCUCCCUCCCAUCUCAGAGGAAUGGGACGAGCGGAACGUCGGAGAGCGACGAUGAGACGAACGAGUUGUCGGGAUUUCUGGAUGGGCUGACAGAGAAGAGGGCGACCACGAGGGAGUGGGCGUUCAAGGGCCUCUGCGAGGUCAUGAGGAAGGAAGUCUCGUUGGGCGAGCUGGAGGAGCGAUGCGAUGACCUGUGCGGUCAAGCGAUGAACGCGCUGAAGAAGGGGAUGAGCAAGGAGGCGCUGCUGGCGGCCGACUUCCUGUCCCUCCUGUUCGUGUCGUUCUCGGAUGAGUGCUUGAAGAUGAUGGAAGAGGUUGAGAGCUCCUUGUCGUACCAUGCUGUCCAUCACAAGUCAGCAGCAGUCCGCGGGAAGGUUGCUGAGCUCCUAGCGUUGGGGGCAUUCAUCUCAGAUAAGCCUGAGAGAGAAACAGCGUCCUUGAUGACUUCCCUGCUGAAGCUGAUGACGCAAGGAAAGUUGGUCAAAGAUUUCGUCGUUCCCGGGCUUCAUGCCUGGGGGUUAAUGUGUACCUCGCUCUCAGAUUCGUUCAUCAACAAUGGGGACGGGGAGAGGAUUGUAUCGUGGUUGCAGUCCUUGGACCCUCUCUUGGAGUGUACUGAGGUGGACGUCCGGAUCGCCGCCUCUGAGAAUGCUUGCAUCCUGUAUGAAUCCUGCUGGAGGUAUGACCCUGAAGCAGCGAAGAAGUUGAUUUCGAAACUAGAGAACUCACAGCACCAUGAUGAUUGGCAUGAUGACGGGAAGGAAGUGGAUGACCAAGAGGACAAGUCAACCGAGAAGGGCUGCACGGUCCAUUCUUUCACGAGCGUCCGCAAGAUCGCCAAGGCCGAUCGCACGAAGGAGAAGAAUGUCAUCAGGCAGGCAUCUGCAGUCUUGGAGCGGGGAGAAGGUCCCCCGACUGAGAAGAUCAAGCUGAAGCAUUCCUCGUUGGAGAUCGCUUCCUGGCGCGACAAGACGCGGCUCGCCUUCUUCAGGCAGAUCCUGCAAGGAGGCUUCCUCCCGCACAUGACCCACAACCCGAUCCUCCACGAGAUCUUUGGCAUCGAGGCUGUUCCAGACGAGCCGACUCUGUCGGCGGACAUGUCAAGGAUGCAAGUGCGAUCGCAGAAGGCGAAGAACGCUGCCAAGAUGAAGGGCAGAGAGAAGCAGAUUAUGCGGGCAAGGAAGGAGAGGAGCGAGCAGUGCGAGCAGCUCGACCUCAUGGACUGACAUGCGAGCCAACCGAGUGGUUGGGCCAUGUCGCCGUUACCCUCUUGUGGGUGUUGAGUGGCAACGAGCAAACAUAAGACGUGGAGUCGGAUAGAGAUCUUCUGUCCUCGACGUUAGCAACACUGAAGAUUGCAGAACGAUGAUGAAGCUUUAGGUCGUGGGAUAUUCUUUGAUGCAGAUGUCAAAAUGCAGGUGUAGAUGUAAAAGAGCCAACUUGAAGCUGUCAAGAUGAAUUCAGCGAUAAAUAAAUCCUCACGUGAAGGAGG